AUGUCAUAUCGUCAAAGAGGAAGGUCAUAUCGUCAAAGAGGGAAUAAUCGUCAACUAAGUUACUCCAGACAAAGGACUAACCAUCCCAAACCUGAACCAUUGCCUGCAUGGGAGAAAACAUUCUGCAUCGAAGUUGGUGCAAUGCCAUGGGAAAGAUUUGUUAAAGCAAAGAAAAAUUUGCAUGAACAUGACAGAGUGUUCGAGUGGGAUGAUUCUGCUGGUUUAAUAGCUUUCCAGGAAGCAAAACAAAGAUUCUGGGAAAUUUAUCAUGGUUAUCCUUGUGAAAAUAAGUUGCCAAGUAAUGCAGCAGAUUUGUAUAUCGACGAUGUUGACUGGAAUUCUGAAAUUGAUCCAGAACUUUAUGCUGAAAUAAAGUCACUUACUGAUGAUGAGGAUGGAGAGAAAGACAACGCUAAGGAAAUGGAUUGGUUUUCAAUUCCUUUGGAGGAAAUUCAAGCCACUGGAUGGGAUGAAUAUGAAGAACCAACACCCCGCUUGCCUAGCAUAGUUGGAUCACCAUAG
This is a messenger RNA of Gossypium raimondii (Peruvian cotton), 522 nucleotides long. RefSeq lists its product as uncharacterized. Lineage: Eukaryota; Viridiplantae; Streptophyta; Magnoliopsida; Malvales; Malvaceae. The record is from RefSeq and is a predicted model, not a curated record. The transcript has a single exon. Bases 1 to 522 code for a protein of 173 amino acids.